AGUCAAAAUUAAUAAAAUUGUAAAAGCAAUAGUUUUUCCCACAGCAUGGCAAAGUUCCUGGGCCUCAACCGGCUGACAAAGCUCUUCCAGAUCAUCCAGGAGUGCGGAGGUCUGAAGCAGACCUACCUGAAGCUCUAUAGAAACGAUGACCUGAAGAUCGGCACCCUGGUGGGCAUCGACAAGUAUGGCAACAAGUACUUCGAGAACCCGUUCUACUUUUACGGCCGCAACCGCUGGGUGGAGUUCACGCCCCAUGUGAACAUGGACUACGAUGGCUCCCAGAUUCCCGCCGAUUGGUACGGCUGGAUGCACUACAAGACGGAUCUUCCCCCAAUUCGCGACGGCAGCCGGCCCAAAUACAAGUGGCUUGCGGACCACAGCGAGAACCUCUCCGGCACCAAGGAGGCCUACAUGCCCUACACGACCACUCCCCCCAAGGUGGAGGCAUGGGAUCCCUCAGCGAAGAAGCAAUAGAAGUUCAGUAGCUUUACCCUAACAUUAAAAUUCGAGUGCAAAUGAUUCUGCUGAUGAAUGGAUAAUUUUAUUUGCUCACAAUGAAA
Drosophila subobscura is the source of this 560-nucleotide messenger RNA. RefSeq names its product probable NADH dehydrogenase [ubiquinone] 1 alpha subcomplex subunit 12 (gene ND-B17.2). The transcript is spliced from 4 exons. Lineage: Eukaryota; Metazoa; Arthropoda; Insecta; Diptera; Drosophilidae. The coding region runs from base 46 to 474 and encodes 142 amino acids. Gene Ontology annotation, cellular component: membrane. Gene Ontology annotation, biological process: mitochondrial respiratory chain complex I assembly; response to oxidative stress. The record is from RefSeq and is a predicted model, not a curated record.